AGGCCCCGCCGGCGCCCUAGCGCGGCCCCGCGUCGCGGCUGCUGAGCCUCCGCCCGCCCCGCCGCCACCAUCGCCCUUCCCGCCCGCGCGGGGACCCCCCCUCGGCUCCCCUCCCUCCUCACAGCCGCCGCCAUGUUGGGCCGGGAGCCGCAGCGGGGCCGCCACUGAGCCCCGGAGCCUGCGAGGGAGGAGGCGGAGGAGGAGGCGGAGGAGGAGCCCGGGCCCGGCUGCCCCGCAGAGCCCAGCGCCGGCCGCCCAGCCGCAGCCAUGGCGGAGCAGACCUACUCCUGGGCAUAUUCCCUUGUGGAUUCCAGUCAAGUGUCUACCUUCCUGAUUUCUAUUCUCCUCAUAGUCUACGGCAGUUUCAGGUCUCUGAACAUGGACUUUGAGAAUCAGGACAAAGAGAAAGACAACAGCAGCACCACUGGGUCAUUUAAUGGCAACAGCACCAAUAACAGUAUUCAAACCAUCGAUUCCACCCAGGCGCUGUUCCUGCCCAUCGGAGCGUCCGUGUCUCUCCUCGUCAUGUUCUUCUUCUUCGACUCAGUUCAAGUUGUCUUUACAAUAUGCACAGCAGUCCUUGCAACAAUAGCUUUUGCUUUCCUUCUGCUCCCGAUGUGCCAGUACUUAACACGGCCUUGCUCACCUCAGAACAAGAUUUCCUUUGGCUGCUGUGGCCGUUUCACUGCUGCUGAGUUGCUCUCGUUUUCUCUGUCUGUGAUGCUUGUCCUUAUCUGGGUCCUAACUGGCCACUGGCUCCUUAUGGAUGCUCUGGCUAUGGGCCUGUGUGUUGCAAUGAUUGCCUUUGUCCGGCUGCCGAGCCUGAAGGUUUCCUGCUUGCUGCUCUCUGGGUUAUUAAUUUAUGAUGUCUUUUGGGUCUUUUUUUCUGCCUACAUCUUUAACAGCAAUGUUAUGGUGAAAGUGGCCACACAACCAGCUGACAACCCCCUGGAUGUGUUAUCCCGGAAACUUCACCUGGGACCAAAUGUGGGCAGGGAUGUUCCCCGUCUGUCACUGCCCGGCAAACUUGUAUUCCCAAGUUCCACAGGCAGCCACUUCUCCAUGCUGGGGAUUGGAGAUAUUGUGAUGCCAGGGCUUCUGCUCUGCUUCGUCCUGCGUUACGAUAACUACAAAAAACAAGCCAACAGCGAUUCCUGCGGCACCCCAGGACCAGGGAACAUCUCUGGGCGGAUGCAGAAGGUCUCUUACUUUCACUGCACACUUAUUGGCUAUUUUGUAGGUUUAUUAACUGCAACAGUAGCUUCUCGUAUUCACCGGGCAGCCCAGCCUGCCCUGCUCUAUUUGGUACCAUUCACUUUAUUGCCACUCCUCACCAUGGCCUAUUUAAAGGGCGAUCUACGCCGCAUGUGGUCUGAGCCUUUCCACUCCAAGUCCAGCAGCUCCCGUUUCCUGGAAGUAUGAUGGAACAGAGAGGAAGUGACCUGAACUUCUGCCUUGGUCCUUUUCACUUUAACUUGUGGCUUUGUUGUCUCCUAAGCUGGACUGGCUGGUACUUGGGAAGGUACCAGCGAUGGGACACGUAUGAAAGGACUUUGUAUUAAAGGAGGGAAAGAAACAAAAGCUGAAAUCCCAGAGCUCCGUGUGACUCCGUAUCUCCCUGCAGAUGUGGAACUGGGGACCCUUUGUGCAACUGCAGCCACUUUCCUCUUUUCCUCACUCGGAUGGAUUAGUACCAGACUAUUACCUUUGUGAGAGAGGAAGAGACAGACUUGAAACUAAAAACGGCUUGAAGUCGUUCAAAAACUUGUGAACACUAAACACAAAAACAGUUCAGCAAACUGAGGCUUCUUCAGAGAACCCCUCGUGGACAUUGGGACCAGUUUCCUGCGGGACUUCGGUUUUGAAAAGAACUGAGACAGAAGGUCUUCUGUCACAAUAUUGGGUUUUUUUGAUUUAUUAAAUAUUUCCUGUGGUGUGAGGUUACUUAUUAAAUCCACAGACAUUGAGUGACUUCUUGCAGUAUACAUAUAAAAUUUGUUGUAACAAGUUACAUUUCCACCCAGAUGUCAUAUUGCAGUGAAAAAGGGCACGAUUUUUAUACAUAUAUAUAUACACACAUAUAGAUAUAUAUAUGAAUAAAUAAAAAGGAAAACCUGCUAAGAUCAUGCUGUGUAGCAGACAGGGGCUUGCUGUAAUUUUUAGCAUGUAGUGCAGUUACUCUGGCUUUAUGUAUAUGGAUCUACAGUCAGCUGCUGUUUUUCCCCCCUCCUACAACUGAACCUGCAGUUUAAAACCAAGUGUAGUAUUUGUACUGGUUGUACCAUGGACUUUAGGGGAUAUUUGAUUUGAUCAAUGUAGCAAACUAGGGAAGAAAAAAGUUCAAAUCCAGCCCUGUGUGUCUGAGGGGGGAGGAGGUGGGGGUGUCUUUUUUCUUUUUUUUUUUCUCCUUUUUUUUGAUAUUUUUUUUUUUUACAAACAGCUCCCUUGCAGGUUUUUAGUAGUUCCUUCUUGACCAGUGCAUGUAUUAUAGCAGCAAUUGUCUUUGUGCUUUCUGAUCAUAGUAAUGUAUCACUUGUAAAUACAUUUUUUCUAUUUUCUA
Messenger RNA from Camarhynchus parvulus, 2560 nucleotides. RefSeq names its product signal peptide peptidase like 3 (gene SPPL3). Gene Ontology annotation, biological process: membrane protein proteolysis. Gene Ontology annotation, cellular component: cytoplasmic side of endoplasmic reticulum membrane; lumenal side of endoplasmic reticulum membrane; Golgi-associated vesicle membrane. Gene Ontology annotation, molecular function: aspartic endopeptidase activity, intramembrane cleaving. Bases 268 to 1422 code for a protein of 384 amino acids. The record is from RefSeq and is a predicted model, not a curated record. The transcript is spliced from 11 exons. NCBI's taxonomy places the organism in Eukaryota, Metazoa, Chordata, Aves, Passeriformes, Thraupidae.